AUGAACCAUCAUCACAUCAUCAUCAGUUGCAAUUAUCCCCCAAAAAUCAGCACUUCAAGAAGAACUUUUGAAAUGUUUGAAAGCAAAUUAGAUGAUGUUGGGGUUAUUUUGCAUGAUUUUGGUGUUUUGUUGGAGGUUAGUUUAAAGAAAAAAUGAUUUUUCAAAUUCAAAAAAAAAAUAGGACAAAUUUGACAAAUUGCAAAAUUUGUCGUCAAAAAAUAAUUGAAAUGAAAUACGUGUCAAAAUGAUACGUUUUUCACGUGAAAAAAAUGAUUUUUCAAAUUCAAAAAAAAAAAAUAGGACAAAUUUGACAAAUUGCAAAAUUUGGCAUUUUAUUUUCCAAGUCAAAAAUUGCUUCAUUUCUUUUUUUUUUCAGUUUCUUGUUUGUUCGACUUCAAUUCCAUCGGUCUCUCUUCCAACAAUCGCCCCAUCUUCUUUCCAAUCUUCCAAAUGA
Caenorhabditis angaria is the source of this 454-nucleotide messenger RNA. The record is from the annotation of a GenBank genome assembly. Lineage: Eukaryota; Metazoa; Nematoda; Chromadorea; Rhabditida; Rhabditidae.